AUGGACAACGACCAGGACGACGACAGGCCGCACCUCGCGGUGCCCCACUCGCCCAUCAGCCACAGAAGGCGUUCACGGCCUGCGUCGCGCAUGCACAGCCGGCGAGGGUCCAUGUCAGACGAGCCUACUGAGCGGACGUCGCUGCUUGGGCGCUCCAGGUCCCACGUCAAGAUCUCCGAUGCGCCCGACAGUCCACGCACGCCGCGCACACUACGCAACGUGCAGCUGCCGACGGGCACUAACAUUGAGGUCCUCGCCUUCGCAGCUGCUACCCCUUCCACCAAGCACCACAGCCGAGCCGGAUCAUGGGGCACACGCCUGAUCAAUGCCAUCUCCCACCAGCAAGACCCCAUGGCCGAGUCCAAAACAUCCUUCUCCCAAGAUGACCGCGUCUGGUACGACCAAUUUACCUCCACCGACUGGGUACACGACAGCAUCGCUGAUGCCUACCGCGCCAAGGCCCUUCGGAGCCGCACCGACUUCUGGGGCCGUUUCUACCUCCUUUUCGACGGCGCACAGGGCUGGAUUCUCUCCGCCGUAGUUGGCUUUAUUGUUGCCGUUAUAGCGUACGCCAUCAACGUGUCCGAACAGGUGCUCUUCGAUUGGAAGGAUGGCUACUGCCAGACGAGCUGGUACCUGAGCGAGAAGAGAUGCUGUCCGCUGGGGGACUGCACUGACUGGGUGUCUUGGUCCGACGUUGUCGUUGACUUGCCCAUUGCUGCCAAGUGGAGAGAGUGGCUCGUCUACAUCCUCUGGGUCAGCUUGUUCGCACUGGCUGCGUGUCUGCUCACGCUCACGACAAAGACGGUCGUUCCCUCGGCUUACAGACUCUCCACGUUGGACGAGAAUCUGGCAGCCGAGGCUGCUCCUUUAGCAGACAACGAGCCUGAGCACGAGAACGGCGACGCCAGUCCCCCGCGAAACCGCCAGGAGACCUCGCCCUCCCCCACGGCGCCGCCCAUGAUCUACUACUCGGCUGCUGGCAGCGGAGUCGCCGAGGUGCGCGUCAUCCUGAGCGGCUUCGUGCUGCACGGUUUCUUGGGCCUCAAAACCCUCAUCAUCAAGUCGGUGGGCCUGAUCCUCAGCGUGGCAUCCGGCUUGAGCCUGGGGAAGGAAGGCCCCUAUGUCCAUAUUGCGACUUGUGUUGGCAACAUCGCCUGUCGUUUGUUCGAAAAGUACGAUCGAAACGACGGAAAGCGACGUGAAGUGCUUUCAGCAGCCGCAGCAGCAGGUGUUGCCGUUGCUUUCGGUGCGCCUCUGGGGGGAGUUCUCUUCGGAUUGGAGGAGGUGGCUUACUUCUUUCCCGCCAAAACCCUCUUCAGGACCUUCUUCUGUUGCAUCAUUGCCGCCUUGACCUUGAAGUUUCUCAAUCCAUAUGGAACCCACAAAAUUGUCAUGUUCCAAGUUCACUACGCCGUUGACUGGGAAUACUUCGAGCUCGUCUCCUUUGUCAUUGUCGGGAUCCUCGGCGGAGUUCUCGGUGCCUUGUUCAUCAAGGCCUCCAGGUACUGGGCCAGGACCUUCCGCAAGAUUCCUGUCAUCAAAAAGGUGCCCGUCGUGGAGGUCAUCCUGGUGGCCAUGGUCACAGGGUUGAUCGGAUACUGGAACGGGCUUACAAAGCUGCCUGUGGCGAAGCUGCUCUACAAUCUCGCAGCUCCUUGCGACCCGGAGGAUGAUAGUCUGGACGAGCUUGGCCUGUGCCCAGAGGCAAGGGUGGACAUUCCUCCCGUACUGCGGAACUUGUUGGUGGCCUUCCUCAUCAAAGGUUUCUUGACCGUCAUUACGUUCGGUAUUAAAGUUCCAGCUGGUAUAUACGUGCCAUCCAUGGUGGUAGGCGGCUUGAUGGGCCGAUUGAUUGGACAUAUUGUUCAAUGGCUCGUCAUGACGUUCAACACAUGGCCCGUCUGGGACCGAUGCUCACGGAUAGGAGAUGCCACUUGUAUUCAACCUGGUGUAUAUGCCCUGAUCGCCGCCGGUUCGACCAUGUGUGGCGUGACUCGACUGUCUGUCACGCUCGCCGUAAUCCUCUUCGAGCUAACUGGAAGCCUUGACUAUGUGCUGCCCUUUUCCUUGGCCAUUCUGGUUGCGAAGUGGACAUCAGAUUUCAUCGAGCCACUGAGCAUCUAUGAUCUUUUGACGGAGCUGAACUCAUAUCCUUUCCUCAACAACAAACACAAGCCGAUCUUCACGACGGACCUCGCAGACCUUGUGCCCAAGGUACGCCGCGUGAGGGUGAUUGACAUAACCAACUCCCCUCUCGUUUCAGCCACAAGCCUGAGAGGCAAGCUCGAGCGUCUUCAUGCUGCUGGAGAAAUCGAUGGCGGCCUGCCUAUUCUUAGGAAUGACGUGCUGGUCGGAUUGAUACCUGCACCAGACCUUGAGUUCGCCCUGGAUCAGCUUUCUGACGAGAGUUCGGACUUGUGUCUCAUGGCCCAAGUGCCUUCCAUUGACGAUUCGGAUGACGGUUCACCUGAUCCCACUGACUUCACAAGAUACAUCGACCCGGCACCCGUCGCUCUGGACAUACAUUCUUCCAUGGACCUUGUAUACGAGUGCUUCGUGAAACUCGGUUUGAGAUAUAUUUGCGUCCUUCGUGACGGCAAGUACGCUGGCAUGACACACAAGAAGACUUUCGUCAAGUAUAUGAGAGAGCUGGAGAAGCAAGGCCACAUGUAA
Molecule: messenger RNA, 2676 nt
Organism: Diaporthe citri
Lineage: Eukaryota; Fungi; Ascomycota; Sordariomycetes; Diaporthales; Diaporthaceae
Exons: 6
Coding region: 1-2676 (891 amino acids)
Biological process (GO): chloride transport; transmembrane transport
Cellular component (GO): membrane; Golgi apparatus; early endosome
Molecular function (GO): voltage-gated chloride channel activity
Source: RefSeq, a predicted model, not a curated record